CCUGUCGCCGCGAUAUUCGGUAGAUUGACGAGGUCCUUCAUCAUUUACUUCCCCCGUCCAUCACCUACAUCAUCGCGUCUCCUUAUCCUCCUGCCUCUAUACUGUCUAUGGUGUAUCAUCCAGUUCUGAACAUGAACUCUAUCAAACGUAAAGAGAGCGAUGAGCACGACAUGCAAGUGGACACCGAACUUCCAGAAUCCAAGCAUCGAAAAUUGUCGAACGAAGAACUUCCGGAGGCCCUCGGAUUCAUUGCGGAUAAUUGCAUUCCCGUACAACAUUUGAAUCGCAUGCAGAGGGCGCAAAUUAGGUUGAUGCAUUACAAUGGGCUACCCAUCGAAGAGAUAUGCGGUAGGAUCCGUUGCUCCAAGCUCGCUGCCGAAUCUGCGAUAGCGAAUGACGAAGAGGAUCCGGACGACGUUGACGAAGACCCUAAGAACGUCCCUAUAGGGUUCACUGACGAGUACCCGCCGCCGCCGCCGAAACCGAAACCGGUGAAGGCCGAUAUCCCUAUCCCGAGCUCUAGUUCUCAAAUCAAUGGAUCGCGCUCUGGUCCGACAAAACCUUUUCCUGCUGUGGUAGGCAAUCGCCUCAAAAAGAAGGGCGCUGCAAAUGGCUUGAAUCGUCAUGAGAGGGCUGCUAUGCGUCUGCUGCGCGACAGGGGGUAUUCUCUAGAAGACGUCGCGGAUUUUAUCAACUGCAGUAGUGCCACUGUUCACAGAUUCGUCAAGAACGAAGACCACGCUGACAACGUGAGAGAAGACGCCUUGUGGGUCCACGACGAUAUCUACGAUAAGAUCGACGAGUUCCUCGCGAAUAAGCCAAGGCCGCUAGCAAGCGCCUCGGCACCCCCACAUACAUCCAGUAGUAGUCGUGGAGGACGUGGCGGUCGCGGUGGCCGUGGUCGUGGCAGAGGUCGUGGCCGCGGUCGCGGGCGCCCUGUCGGCACGUCCACUCGCUCGUAUGUUACCAAGAAGGAGGAGGAGGACUCCCCGAAGCGCAUCACCCGUCGUCGCGCCGCUAGCGACGCCAGCCAUAGACCGGAUUCCGACGACGAGGACGACGAGGAAGUCAUCACCGUCUCGAAGUCUACUAGAAGCCGGCGGUUGCUCAAGCCAAAGGUCGAGCAGAGGGCGGUCAACGGCGUACAUGCCCCAGCCGACGUCGAGACGUUCCUCCAGACGUGCGGCGUUGACCUGUCGCAUCUCAAACCCGUGCUCGAGGAAGCGGGCUUCAAGACGACCGAGCAUCUCCGCGUGCUUAUUAGCACACCUGCUAUCGCCGAGGGCUUCCUGAAGGAUCUCGUCGGCCAGCAGAAGAUCAGCCUCUUCGACAUGCAUGUCCUGAUUGCUGGGCUCAAGCAGCAAUAUGCGGAAUGAGUAUGUGGUAUGAUAUACGGAAUGUUCGUGGAAUUGGGUCUGUGGGUAUGCGUGUAACCUUAUGCUGUCCAUUAUUCUGUAUCUUAAACCCUGUAGCAUUGCAUGGGCGACUAAGAAUGGUAGGACUUGGUAGACUAGCUUGAUCGCGAGCUGUACGCUUGUACGCUUCUCGGUUAUCUCGUUCCUUCUGUGGCAUCCGGGUGACCUUCUAUAUAUGCUCUUCCGGCAUGUCGGAUAAUGC
Molecule: messenger RNA, 1617 nt
Organism: Punctularia strigosozonata HHB-11173 SS5
Lineage: Eukaryota; Fungi; Basidiomycota; Agaricomycetes; Corticiales; Punctulariaceae
Exons: 9
Coding region: 108-1376 (422 amino acids)
Source: RefSeq, a predicted model, not a curated record